CUGGCCAAUCGGCACCCGGGGAGAUCCGGUCACGUGAGAAAAUCCCCCUGGUCUGGGUUACCAUGACGACGAGCACUGGUCCAGGCAGCAUCUUGCCGUGGUGAGAAAAGAGGAGGGGAAGAAGGCGGGAGGAGAGGCAGAAAAGAGACGGCUGGGGGAAAGGGGAGGGAGGAAAACAGAAGAGAACAAAUCCCAGCCGGAGGAAUACCUUUUUUUUGGAUCAUCAGCUUCUGUCUGUCAGCCGUCUGCACCUACAGUACAAACGAAGAUGCCUGAGGCCUGAGUUAAAAAGCCCUCCACCAGAGAGCGUGUGUUCCAGGGCGCGGGCUGGGACCCAGAGAGCCCUGCCUCGGGGCUGAAGGGCCCCCUCGCAGCCCUGCGUAAGUCUGGACCAUGGGGGAUGGAGGUGCUGGUGCCACCGGAGGAAACGGGGCGAAUCGGUCCCACGUCCUGUUCGACAGCUUCGUCCAGGCGUCCACGUGCAAGGGCACGCUCAAGGCCUUCCAGGAGCUGUGCGACCACACAGAGGUCAGGCCCACGGAGCACCGGGUCUUCUAUCACAAGCUCAAGUCCAAGCUCAACUACUGGAAGGCCAAGGCGCUCUGGGCCAAGCUGGACAAGAGGGCCAGCCACAAGGAGUACAAGAAGGGUCGCGCCUGUGCCAACUCAAAGUGUCUGAUCAUCGGUGCGGGGCCAUGCGGCUUACGUACCGCCAUCGAGCUGGCCUUCCUGGGGGCCAGAGUGGUGCUGCUGGAGAAGAGAGACGCCUUCUCCAGGAACAACGUGCUGCACCUCUGGCCCUUCACCAUCCAGGACCUCAGGGGCCUCGGGGCCAAGAAGUUCUACGGGAAGUUCUGUGCCGGUGCCAUCGAUCAUAUCAGUAUUCGUCAGCUCCAGCUGAUGCUGCUCAAAGUGGCUCUCCUCCUGGGCAUUGAGAUCCAUGUCAACGUAGAGUUCAAGGGUCUCAUUGAGCCCCCCGGCGAUCAAGAAACUGAAAGGAUAGGCUGGAGGGCUGAGGUCCACCCCAGGACGCACCCUGUCAACGAGCUGGAGUUCGAUGUCAUCAUCGGAGCAGACGGAAGGAGAAAUACCUUACCAGGGUUUGGGCGUAAGGAGUUCCGGGGCAAGCUCGCGAUCGCCAUCACCGCCAACUUCAUCAACAGGCACACGUCGGCGGAGGCAAAGGUUGAAGAGAUCAGCGGUGUGGCCUUCAUCUUCAACCAGAAGUUCUUUCAAGACCUCCGAGAAGCCACAGGUAUUGACCUGGAAAACAUCGUUUACUACAAGGAUGACACGCACUACUUUGUGAUGACUGCCAAAAAGCAGAGCCUGUUGGAGAAAGGAGUCAUUCUGCAUGACUAUGCGGACACAGAGAUGCUGCUUUCCCGAGCUAACGUAGACCAGGCCGCCCUGCUCUCUUACGCCCGAGAGGCUGCGGAUUUCUCCACCAGCCAACAGCUGCCCACACUGGACUUUGCCAUCAACCACUACGGCCAGCCGGAUGUGGCCAUGUUCGACUUCACCUGCAUGUACGCCUCGGAGAACGCCGCCAUGGUGCGCCAGCGCAACGGCCACCAGCUGCUGGUGGCGCUGGUGGGCGACAGCCUGUUGGAGCCCUUCUGGCCCAUGGGCACCGGCAUCGCCCGAGGUUUCCUGGCGGCCAUGGACUCAGGCUGGAUGGUGAAGAGCUGGGCUCAAGGAAAAACCCCACUGGAGGUGCUGGCUGAGAGGGAGAGUAUCUACCGCCUGCUGCCCCAGACCACAACGGAAAACAUCAGCAAGAACUUCAAUCAGUACUGCGUGGAUCCGACCACGCGCUACCCCAACAUAAGCCUUAACUUCCUUAAGCCCAGCCAGGUUCGGCAUCUCAUCGACACGGGGGAGUCGAGGGAAAUGCGCAUAGAAAUAGAGAACGUUAUCAACUCGUCGACGCCCAAGUUGGCCAGGAAUGAAAAUUGCCUGCUUGACAAGCAGUCGCAAGAAUCCAUCGCUCGAUCUAGUAAGCUGCUCAACUGGUGCCAGAGACAAACGGAGGGAUACAGGAAUGUUAAAGUCACAGACCUCACCAUGUCCUGGAAGAGCGGUCUGGCCCUGUGUGCCCUCAUCCACCGGUAUAGACCGGAUCUCAUUGACUUUGACUCGCUGGACGAGCGCGACCAGGAAAAGAACAACCAGUUGGGCUUCGACGUGGCGGAGAAGGAGUUUUGCAUAUCGCCCUGCAUGACUGGCAAGGAGAUGUCUUCCGUGGUGGAGCCAGACAAACUCUCCAUGGUCAUGUACCUCAGCCAGUUUUAUGAGAUGUUCAAGGACACAGUGCCACCCGGAGAUAAGCAAAACAUGAGUCCGGAGGAGAAGGCAGCACUGAUAGCCAGCACCAAGUCUCCCAUCUCGUUCCUCAGCAAACUGGGUCAGAGCAUAGCGAUAUCCAGGAAACGGAAUCCAAAGGACAAAAAAGAGAAGGAUGUGGACGGUUUGGGGAAGAGAAGGAAAACCAGUCAGUCUGAAGAUGAGGAAUUAUCCAGGGCCAGUCGUGACGACAGGCCGUGCGUCCCCGCUCUCCAGUCUGAGAGAAAAAUGGACUGUGCCGCUGUGGGGAACCACAACAAAGUCAAGGUCAUGGCCACCCAGCUGCUCGCCAAGUUCGAGGAGAACGCCCCUGCCCAGCACUCAGGACUCAAACGACAGGGGGACUCGCUGCCCAAUCUGGACCGCCUUUUGCCCCCCUCCCCGCCCCGGCCCUCUGUGAAAGAGCCGGUGCGCCUGGCACCUGUUCCCGCCUGGAGAAAGAGACGCACACAGCAGCAGGAGCAGCUGAGCAUUCGCUACAAAGAAAUGAUCAAGUGUCAGACGCUGCCCGGUAAAGGGGGGGAGCAGGCCAGAAGUGGCGCGGACCCACUGUCCAGCUCGGGCUCUCGGAGUUGCCCAAAGAAAACCAUUCUGCUCCCUUCUUCCUCCUCCACUUCCUCGCUCUCUCUUCACUCAGAGCAUUUCAGCAAAAGUGAGGAGGAAGAGGAGCUUGAAUACUACGAAAGGCCUCUGAAACACGGGGAGUGGGAGCCUCUGCAGCCGACAGACCCGGGACCCAUUCACAUACCUGGUAUACAGGAGAGGGCCGACCGCCUGGUGUCACGGUUUAAGGACAAACCUGACAAGCUGCCGAAGCCCAAGAAAAAGCCGUCCCGCUUCUUUUUAGAGCGGUGGUACUUGUCCCGAGGCCUAACAGAGAGUCCAGUAUCCUCUCCUGACUCCUGUAGAAAGGAGUCAGCAGGGCCCCUGCACUCUGACGACCCAACGCCCUUAUAUGGGCUUAGUAUUCAGGAGAGGGCCGAGCAACUUGCCGCUCAGUUUGAGCGCAAGCCGCCAGUUGGACCACAGAAAAAACCCUCUUGUUUAUUUACGGAACAAUGGCACCUGGCCCGAGCCCAGACUCCGCCCGGCUCGCCCCCCUCGUCCUCUGACGCCCUCCGACAGCGCUAUGUAAGGAUGUACACGGGGGGAGUUAGCUCACUGGCUGAGCAGAUAGCCAGUCAGCUUCAGUCUCAGGAAGACCCCAAGCCCCUGCCUGAAAAGAGGGAUUUGGGCUCCCUGAGAAAGGAUUUCCCGGUCAACAUCGGCGGCAGCGACGUCUGCUUCUUCUGUCGAAAGCGCGUGUACGUGAUGGAGAGGCUGAGCGCCGAGGGGAAGUUCUUCCACCGCAGCUGCUUCAAGUGCGACUACUGCAACACCACACUGCGACUGUCCUCUUAUGCCUUCGACGUGGAGGACGGGAAAUUUUACUGCAAGCCGCACUACUGUUACCGACUGUCUGGCUACGCCCAGAGAAAGAGGCCUGCUCCCUCCCCUGCUCCAAUCACAGCGAAGGAGAACCUGACGCCCCAGUCCUCCCCAUCGGCCGUAGACGCCCCAGGAAGGGCGAUGGCAGCGGCGGCCCCCUCGUCCGAGCUCCAGCCCUCAGUGCCGGAGGUCAACGGACUGCAGGAGCCGAGCCUGGCCAAGCGCCUGCGUGGCACUCCGGAGCGCAUCGAGCUGGAGAACUACCGCCUGUCGCUGCAGAGGGAGGAGGAGCUGGAGGAGGUGCCCGAGGAGACGCUGGCCGAGCACAACCUCAGCAGUGUGCUGGACAAGGCCACAGACGCCGACCUGGGCUCCAGUAGCUCAGAGUCAGACAUGGAGGAGGAGGAUGAGCAGGAGGACCAGGACCUGGAUCAGGAUCAGGAGGAGGAGGAGGCGGAAGACCAACAGCUUGCCAGCCCCUCGGACCUCGGCGGCGUUCCCUGGAAGGAGGCGGUGGAGCUCCACGCCAAGCUGAGGGGCGACCCCGGCGACGAAGACGACGAGGAGGGAGAGGGAGAGGGGGAGCACGAUGCUCUGGGCGACGCGGCCAGCAGGAACGGCGAAUUAGAUGAAGAAGAAGAGGAGGAGGAGGAGGAGGAUGAAGAUGACGAGGAGUCGAGCGAUGAGGGGGAUUACUGCCCCUGGGACAAAGAGCUCCAGUCCGGCCUCUGGCUGGAGAAGUACCUCACAGACGAAGAGGAUGUUGGUACAUUUAAAGCCAGGAACCUGCCGCUCCAACAGGUCCUGCAGCCGGUGGAUCCCCAGGCCAUUCCAGGUCUGGUGCGAACACACCGCGACCCUGAGGGAGACAAGGAUGGCCGGCCGGCCUCGGCCUCCCAACUCUCCCAUCCCUCUGAGCUCACACAGCCCUCCUCCGCAGCACCUGCCCACACAUCCGCCCGACACGAGGCAGUGAGAGUCUGGUUGGAGUCCAUGUCUGGAGAACCGUGUGAGGACGAAGACCUGGAGGCAGAAGCCAACAGCCCAGAUAUGGAGCCCGGAACAGAGAUGGACCAGGACGACAUCCCUUCAGACGCAGAAGCCGAGUCUCGUCUGCACCAGUCGGAGGACGCUGGAGCACUUCCUGAAGAAGACAAGAAAUCUGAGAGUGUGGGAGUGUCCUCCGGCGUUGAACCCUCCAGCAUCAGCCCGAUGCAGAAGGAUGUUGUCCUCUCACCUCUCGAACCGCCACCAGAGCCUGAGACACAGAUACUUCUUGUGAAGUCGCCCGGCACUCGCUUUUUCUCGGAUCCGUUCAUACCCGAGGAAACGACGGCCGAGAGGACAGCUCCUUCCCCGGCUGCCAGGAGCCCGCUGUGCCCUUCGCCCGUCCCUUCUCCUCCUGCUGCUGCCGCUGCUGCCGCUUCUCCCGUCAAUGUCUCUGCCGCAUCGCCUCCCAGUUCGCCCACCAGAUCGCCUGUCGCCUCCCCACUCAAGCCUGCAAUCAAGUCCCCCGUCAGAUCCCCCGUCAGGUCUCCCGUUAGCCCACCGAUCCGCUCCCAGCCCACCCCCCUACCGGAGACGCGCACUCCUAUAUCUCCCGUCUACCCUCACCGCUCCAUUUGCCCUCUCACGGGUAACCCCCUCUCCCCAAUCUGUGCGCAGCCGUUGCCUUGUCACGAACCGUCGUCGCCGCUCACCUCGGAUUCUCCCGUCAGAACUCAGCCUGUCCCCGCGGUCACCUCCACGCCCAUGGGCCAGACUGACAGGGGCACGCCGGAGCCCUCAAAGUCUAUAGAUUCCUCGACGGAGGAAGCUAAGAAGACCGAUAUCAUCGAGGAAUUUUGGCAAAAGAGCGCCGAGAUAAGGAAAAGCCUCGGCCUGACUCCUUUGGAUCGCAGUAGCAAAAUCUUCGAAAAGAGCGUCGUUAAGGAGGCUCCGUCGCAGGACCCCACCCCUGUCAAGGCACCAGGUGUGUCAGAGGAGCAGAAGCCUGCCUUUACUGGCCGCGCUGUCAUUCGCAGGCUCAACAUCACUCUCGAGGGUCAGGUAAUUACGCCCGUUGCCCCUGCCGAGCUCAAGAGUAAUGGCUCUGAUAAGAGGGACCUCAGCAGCAGCUCUGGCUUGGGGUUGAACGGCAGCAUGGCCACGAGUCAGACGGCGAACAGCGACAGCUACACCAUGUCCGACUCCACGAUGCUCACCCCGCCCUCCAGCCCGCCGCCACCCGUGCCUGCAAAUCAGUCUCCAGCCGUGUUCAGGCAGCAGAGACACCAGGUGUCCUGGAGCAACGGAACAGAAAGACUUCCACCGGAGCGCGUCAAAGAGCCACAAAAAUCCAGGACUCCUGUUCCCGCGCCGCGGACCCAGCUGAGCCCCGCGUCUCAGCCCAAGCCUGCGCCCAGGAAAGUGCCAUCGCCCCAGGCAGCUGCGGAAGCGGCUCCCGAAGUGGCUCCCGAUGCGGCUCAUGAAGCAGCUCCAGUGGUCGUCAUGAGGGUGAAGAAGAAGCCCCGGUCGGAGGAGGUGAGGAAGUCGUUUGUGGAGACGGUGGAGGAGAUUCCGUUUGCCGAUGACGUGGAGGAGACGUACGACGAGCGGACGCCGGAAACGAGCAUGAACAGGUAUUACACUCCACCCACCAGCAAGCCCAGCAGAGUGAAACCUCCUCUGCAUCUGGCGCUGGCAAUGGAGAACGGUAAACCCAACAUCCCGGCUUCUAAGGCACAGAGGGCGACUCAAUUCUCUCCAGAGGCCAAGGAGAUCGCCGAGGAGAGAAUCCGGGCCAGAGAAAAGUCUGUCAAGAGCCAGGCGCUGAAGGAGGCCAUGGCCAAGCAGCUGAACAGAAUGAAAGAAUCCGACAUUGACAAGGGCGCCUCGCCCAAAGUGGCCUGGAGCGCAACGCCGGACGCCGCGGGAAAAAGUAAAAAGCCGGCCGCAUCACCGAAGUCGUCGGCCGUGAAAGCCCUCGAGAAGAAGACGGAGACUCUGCCCGAGCGCUUCUUCAGCAGCAACAAGAGCCUGGACAGCUCAGUGGCCUCGUCCGACGGCUCCUCCGCCGGCAAGAGCAAGAAGCGCAGCUCGCUCUUCUCGCCGCGCAAGAAUAAGAAGGAGAAAAAGGCCAAGAACGACGGCAGCAGGCUCUCCGGCGCCGACGAGACGCCGCCCAAGCACAAGUCGCUGUGGAAGGCAGUGUUCUCCGGCUACAAGAAGGACAAGAAGAAGAAGGACGACAAAUCGUGUCCGAGCACGCCGUCCAGCAGCUCCACCACUCAGGACUCUGGCAAGAAGGGAACAUCGCCAACCGGGAAAUCAUCAGAUUUGAAAUCCCGCAGAAACUUGAGCUUCUCCGAGGACUCUGACCUGUCGUGCGACGACGUCCUCGAGCGAUCCUCCCAGAAGUCGAAGGCAGAUCGGCACGCGGACAUCUUUGACCUCGUGUCAGACAUUCAGAAGGAGACGAUAAAGGAGCAGGGGCUGGAGAAGGAGAGGAGGAGGGAGUUAAAGGAAAAAAGGAGGGCGAAAGAGAGGCAGAAAGAGAGAGAGCGGGAGAAAGAGGUUGCUCGAGAAAAGGACAAAGACGACGAGGAGUCGGUUUAUGUUCCUCAUGCGCUGGCGUUCAAGAGAUCGUACGCCACGAAGAAAACCUACACGGAGGAAGAGCUGAACGCCAAGCUGACACGGAGGGUCCAGAAAGCUGCCCGGCGACAAGCCAAGCAGGAGGAGCUCAAGAGGCUGCACAGAGCCCAGAUUAUCCAGAGACAGUUGGAGCAGGUGGAGGAGAAGCAGAGGCAGCUGGAGGAGCGGGGCGUCGCUGUGGAGAAAGCUUUGAGAGGAGAAGCAGGAUUGUAUAAAGGUACUUAUACGUUACCCAAACAGCACAAAAGAAGAUCAGACUAUUGGGGAGAUUCUAAUUACAGUGAAAUCCUGGACUUGCAUCUGGGCGUUGAGCCCUUUGUGGGGAUGCCACGCCAAAGAAGAGCCCUCUCCUUCUGCCCCUGCUGUUCCCCGGAAGGCAUGGGCAAGAAGGACGAUCCCAAACUAAUGCAGGAGUGGUUCAAGCUGGUGCAGGAGAAAAAUGCCCUUGUUCGCUAUGAGUCCGAACUCAUGAUAUUUGCCAGAGAGCUGGAGCUGGAGGACCGACAGAGCCGACUGCAGCAGGAACUCAGGGAGCGGAUGGCUGUGGAAGACCACCUGAAGACGGACAAGGAGCUUGCCCAGGAGAGGCAGAUCCUGAACGAGAUGCUGGAGGUGGUGGAGCAGCGCGACGCCCUGGUGGCCCUCUUGGAGGAGCAGAGGCUCCGGGAGAAGGAGGAGGACAAGGACCUGGAGGGCGUCAUGCUCUCCAAAGGCUUCAACCUCAACUGGGUUUGAGGAGUAACGGGAUUGGCGAUUUCUUAGCGUUUCAAGCGAUCUUCUCCGAUCAGAAUCGUCUGCUGAACAUCAACACACGGGCAGUUGGUCUAAAACUGUCACACCUGCAGCAGUGAAUGUGUAAAGAUUUCCCUAACACACACACUUACGAACACUAUGGCUGCCUCUGACAUUGAAGCAGUCUGCCACGUUUACAUAUCCUCUGCCUAAAGGCAGACCUACUUAUUCACUCUGCAGUUUUUGCUUGCGCUCUCUCUCUCUCUCUCUCUGUGGGUGGAGAGGCACAGAGCACACUCACAACUUUAUCAUCACCGCCUUGAAGUGGAUCCUCUCGAGUGGGCGGGGUGGGGGGAAGCUUUGGGAGAAUGUUUAAAGACUUCAAGUUUCAUUCUCGACUAUCUAAAGGGAAGAGUGCAGUUUGGUCCUGCUGAUGUAAAGCAAUUGUAAAGAAUUGUGCUUUUGUGUAUAGUUGUGUAGAGCAAGUCACAUUUUCAGCGGAGGGAAGGUGUUCCUCUUUUCGGGAAAAAAGGACAGAGACGUGUAUAGAUGCUCGGUCUGACUGCGGGAAGGACAUCCUCUGCUGAAGCUGCCUUUCUAUCCAGUGACAAACUAUUGAAUCCUGAUGAACCACAGACGCAACCCCCCCCCCCAAUCUUCACCUCCACAGAGUGUUUUGUGAGACAAUACAACAAAAGCCAUUCAAUAUGGCCAUGUUUUUAUAUAUUUAUGAUUUGUGUUUGCUUUUAACAGAUCUUUUUUUUUGUUUUAAUUGACAGGAGACCAGAAUCUCAUUAUCUUGCACUUUUGUGCACAACUCCCAUGCAUCCAUCAGCCAUUGCAUGUUAGGAAUGAAGGGCUGUGGGCAGAGAGAAGAUCUUAAACAGUGUCUUUGAUAGCUAGACAUAGAACACAGACUUAUACCAGAUAUGAACAUAUACAGUAAGCACUUCACAUGACUUGAUUGUGAAGGGCCUCUCUGAGAGACGCAUUUCACUGUAUAUCACACACCGUUUACAAAUGCACAUCCAUAUUCAGCGUUGGAUUUGUUUUUUUCCAUUUACCUUACUUUGACGGCAAGUCAAACCAACUGCUGAAAGGAUUCGACUCGUAUAGGAACAGUCUUCAUUUCAGAUUCAAAUGAGCUCCAUGUGCGUUAACACUGUGACGUUAUCAUUAAUUGAUCUGAUUUCACUGUUGUCCAAUGGGGGAGAUCAGUUUGUGCCACAGGACUGUGUCUGUUGUUCGAUAUGCGAUGUCUAAGGAGUGCACAACAGGAACUUACACACUUCAGAACACUUGGAUCAUUACAUGGCUGUGUUAGUUAUUUACACCUUGAACAAGAUGCCUUUUUUUUUUUAAAUUUCACUCUCCAUUUUUAUUUUAUAUUUUUAUUUUUGAGGUAGUCACAUCCGUGCAUCCCACUGGAACUCAAGAUUUCGAUUUUCUUUUCAAAUAGUUUAUUACAGCAGGUCCCCCAAAGCAAACAAAUAGAGGAUUUUAAAUGGGGGGCGCUUAAGGGAUGCGGAGUGCUUUAUGAGCAUCUUGCAUCAGACUAGGAACAUUAUGGUUUAUCUGGAGGGCAGUCAACUCUAAUAGCCUUUGUAAAGAAACCCAGGCGGUCACUGUUUUACGGCACAGAAACACUUAGAGGCUCUAUUUAUGACUCUGUAAAAAAAAAAGUGUUACAUAAUUGUAAGGGUUGUCAUUUUAGAUGGUGUGUGUGUGUGAUAAGUUUGACUUGAUUGUAUUGAUAUUUAUUAACAAUGUGUGCAAACUGUAUUAUAUGUAAAGAAAAUGAAUCCUAAUUUUUAAAAACCGUUCUGAUGACACACGACUCAUAAUGUAAAUGCUUCAUGUAGCUAUAAUGCAUAUAGGGGUGUUGGAUGUAUGCUGAAAAAAACAGCAAUAAAACAAUGCAGUUCUUUUAAA
Molecule: messenger RNA, 10074 nt
Organism: Scophthalmus maximus (turbot)
Lineage: Eukaryota; Metazoa; Chordata; Actinopteri; Pleuronectiformes; Scophthalmidae
Gene: mical3a
Product: microtubule associated monooxygenase, calponin and LIM domain containing 3a
Exons: 49
Coding region: 394-8145 (2583 amino acids)
Molecular function (GO): FAD binding; protein binding
Source: RefSeq, a predicted model, not a curated record